UUGAUCUAGUCGUCAUACAGUAAUUCUAUCUGUGUCGUCCCGACACAAUGCUUAACCUUCUUCUCCUUCUCGUCCCCCUAGUGGUGGGGGACUACCCCUUCAGAAAUAUCUCUCUAUCCUGGGAGGACAGAGUCAACGAUCUCGUGGGGCGUCUCACCCUGGACGAGAUUAAGCUGCAGAUGUCCAAAGGAGGCGCGGGCCCUCAAGGUGGCCCCGCCCCUGCUAUACCCCAUCUGGGUAUCAAACCAUAUUCCUGGAACACCGAGUGUCUCCGGGGGGAUGUGGGGGCGGGGGACGCUACCUCCUUUCCCCAGGCCAUAGGACUUGGAGCCUCAUUUAGCACUGAUCUGAUAUUCCGGAUUGCCCAGGCCACGGGUGAGGAGGUGAGGGCCAAGUAUAACAAUUAUACGAGGUAUGGGAUAUAUGGAGACUACAAGGGUAUCAGCUGUUUCAGUCCAGUCAUCAACAUCGUGAGAGACCCCAGGUGGGGUAGGAAUCAGGAAACGUAUGGAGAGGAUCCACACCUGACAGGAGUCUUUGCUUCAAAUUUCGUUAAGGGUCUCCAGGGAAGCGAUCCCCGCUACGUCAGAGCCAACGCCGGCUGCAAGCACUUCAAUGUCCAUGGUGGUCCUGAGAAUAUACCUGUUUCACGCGCAUCGUUUGAUGCAAAGGUGUCUGAUAGAGAUUGGCGAACUACGUUUCUCCCAGCCUUCCGCUCCUGUGUCAAAGCUGGGACCUACAGUAUCAUGUGUAGCUAUAAUAGAAUCAACGGAGUGCCAGCAUGUGCCAACAAGAAGCUUCUGACGGAUAUCCUGAGAACCGAAUGGGGUUUCAAAGGUUAUGUGGUCAGCGACGAAGGCGCCAUUGAGAACAUCAUCUAUGCACACCACUACCUGAACGACAGCGUCGACACUGUUGCAGCAUCUGUGAAGGCUGGAUGCAACCUCGAAUUGUCCUAUUUCGAUGGUCAUCCAGUUUUCUUUUCAGUUGUUGAUGCUGUGAAACAAGGCAAGCUGACUGAAGAAGAGGUCAGGACCAGUGUGAAGACGCUGUUCAACGUCAGAAUGAGGCUUGGAGAGUUCGACCCACCGGAAAUGAAUCAAUACACAAAAUUAAACAUGUCGAUAGUUCAGAGUGAGGCUCACAGGAACCUGGCUGUUGAGGCAGCAAUGAAGACAUUUGUGUUGCUGAAAAACCAAAACGUCCUCCCCUUAAAUCCAUCAAGCUACAGAAACGUUGCUGUUGUGGGCCCAAUGGCCAACAAUACAUAUCAACUGUUUGGAGACUAUGCCCCCACCAUGAACCCAGAAUACACCACCAACCCUCUACAAGGUAUACAGUAUCUCUGGUCUACAGUGAGGUAUGCAGCAGGCUGCACAGACAACAAAUGCACUCAGUAUUACUCCCACGAAGUCCAGACAGCAGUAACAGCAUCCGACCUCAUUUUUGUGUGUCUUGGCACAGGUCAGGAACUAGAAUCAGAAGCCAACGACAAGGCAAACCUAGAACUCCCCGGGCAACAGCUGCAGUUGCUGAAGGAUGCUGUCACCACUGGCCAGGGAUAUGGUGCCAAGGUCAUCCUCCUUCUUUUCAAUGGCGGACCCCUCAAUAUUACUUGGGCUGCUGAGAGUCCCAAUGUUCAGGCUAUUAUCGAACUAUUUUUCCCAGCCCAGUCAACAGGCGAGGCUCUGCGGCGAGUACUGUUGGCAGAAGGGCCAAAUUCCGUGCCUGCUGGAAGACUUCCGGUAACGUGGCCAAGGUACAUGGACACAGUGCCCGACAUUACCAACUAUACAAUGGUCGGACGCACAUACCGGUACGCCACGUAUCCAGUUCUCUUCCCCUUCGGCUACGGUCUCUCCUACACCAGCUUCUUCUACCACAUUUUGGAGUAUCCCACUCAGGUGACUGCAGGGGAUGACAUGACUGGUUUUGUCUCACUUAGCAAUCGAGGAUCCUUUGAUGCCGAUGAGGUUAUCCAGGUGUACAUAUCCUGGUCUAACGCCACGGUGACGGUUCCACAGCUUCAGCUGGUGGCCUUCAACAGAGUGUUUGCACCACGGGGCGUGCAGACUCAGUGGAACUUUACCAUCUCGGCAGAAUCUCUGGCAGUGUGGACUGACCAGAAGGGUUGGGUUGUUGAGCCAGGUGUCAUUUCAUUGUGGGUAGGAGGCCAGCAACCUCAUUCCAGACCAGCUCUUGACUCCAAUGUCAUUUCCGGCCAGUUCACGGUUAUAGGCCAAAAAACUCUAGGUCGAUAUUAACCAGCAUAACUUCUGCCUUUUUUUACGCAUUUCUCAUGUAUAGUUUGAUAAUGGAUGAUAUUUGAUAUGCAACGCGUUCUAUAUAUGUAUUAAACGAUCAGAUAGGACAUUAUCUACAAAGAAUUUUUUUAUCAAACAAAAUGGUAAAAUGUACUUAAUUGUAAUGCCACACAAUGAACUAAACUCAAAGUAAAAUGUUGAAAUGUUUAGUUGCUGCUUGAUGGAUGACAGGGCUGCCAGUUUAUGGUCCUAUAUUUUGUUUAAUAAGAAGUGAGUUGUGUUCAAUACUGAUUGGAAUAAAAUAUAACAUACAUGUCUA
Haliotis rufescens (red abalone) is the source of this 2583-nucleotide messenger RNA. RefSeq names its product probable beta-D-xylosidase 2. Lineage: Eukaryota; Metazoa; Mollusca; Gastropoda; Lepetellida; Haliotidae. Gene Ontology annotation, molecular function: alpha-L-arabinofuranosidase activity; xylan 1,4-beta-xylosidase activity. Gene Ontology annotation, cellular component: plant-type cell wall. Gene Ontology annotation, biological process: arabinan catabolic process; xylan catabolic process. The transcript is spliced from 12 exons. The coding region runs from base 48 to 2264 and encodes 738 amino acids. The record is from RefSeq and is a predicted model, not a curated record.